AUGUUCCCCUCACUGAAGGCAGCUUUCGCGCUCCUCUCCCUGCUCGAGCUCGCCUGCCCUGUACCACUGGUGACGACCCCUGCCAAACUAAAGCUGUCCGAGAUCACCCACCGCAUCCAGCAGCUCAACUCAGGAGUGCAGCUGUCAGAACAGGAGCUGCUGUGCCAGGCUGCCAUGGCGCUCACCAAAAUCACCAGGUGCAAGAAAGACUACGAGCCGCUCAUCAUCAACCUGCAAAAGCUGCACAGCAAGAGGAACUGUUCCCUGAGCAAUGAAAACGAGAUCUAUCUGCGCAACUUCUUGCCGGAGCUGGGGAACUUCACCCAGGGGAUGUACAGGCGCCUGGCCACACGCGCUGCACACUGA
This is a messenger RNA of Colius striatus (speckled mousebird), 366 nucleotides long. RefSeq lists its product as uncharacterized. The transcript is spliced from 3 exons. NCBI's taxonomy places the organism in Eukaryota, Metazoa, Chordata, Aves, Coliiformes, Coliidae. Bases 1 to 366 code for a protein of 121 amino acids. The record is from RefSeq and is a predicted model, not a curated record.